UUAACGCGGAAACGCUUCCCCCUUGCGGCAACCCCGUGUCACUGCGGCGGGCCGAAUGCGACGCAUCAAUGUGAAGCGCGUCCCCUGACGUGGCGGAGUUAGAGAGGCGCCUUUGCUUUUCGUGGGCGCCUGCGAUUGGACGUUUGAACGGCUUGUCAAUUUAAUAUUUUUUUAGAUACACAGGUGCUAGAGUGAAACUACAGCCCCUUGCAAAAGAAACUGUCAGAUGGCAGUGGAAAGAUCCCGUUUUCGUCGUCUUGCUUCAGUGCUUAGACGAAGACUAAUAAGAAGCGACUAAGCAACUGUCUGCACCUACUGGCGGUUCUUUCAAAGAAUUUGAAGCAUAACUGACCACUUGCACCUGAAUAGGCGCAACUACUGUCUGCAGUUUUCUGAGACGAUGCCACGAAUAUCACCUGUAGCGCUAUUGCAGAUAACGCUGCUUCUGUCCGCGCUGCCCGUUCAGUUUCUCAUCUCCAAGUGGACCGGGACGCCGUCGGCGGAACGCCACCGCGCCACUAUGCGGCUUCUUAGAGUCUGGAACGACUUAAAGAAACAUCAUCUGAAUGUGACGGCGUGGACAGACUGGGCGAAACAAUGGAUAUCUACAUUUCUGCCCGCAGCUGCUGAGGAGCAACUGGAUCCUCUGGGAGAAUCUCCUGCUUUGGAGGUGCUGCUCUACGAUAAUAACCAGGGCUACUUCGGAGCGUCCAGGGAGGUCCGCAGUCCUCGUCCAGCAUACGUCCUGCACAGGGUAGGGCAGGUGGUGAUGGCGCAAGGCAACCACAUGGUGGGCGUGAUCGUCAGUUGGGACGAGAAGCUGAAAGCGCCCCAGGAGUGGAUACAGAGAAUGUACUCGGAGCAUGAGUUGCAGAAAGUUGAAGACACUCCUCAUUACAAGGUGAUCUUCAAUGGCCCAGGACCCUCGUCCAUCUUGGUGGGGUAUCUUCCCCAAACGUCGCUAAAGCUUUUCACAGGUUUCAAGCCGGACAUCCCCACGCUGAACAACUAUUUCAGCCAUUUUGACGGGGAGCGUUUUGUCAUGAAGCCCUGGCUGCAGGAGCUAUUCCCGGAGGACUGAAGUGCGUCUGCGCAGAGGAUGCCACCGGCUGCGCAGCUGCAGAGCAGUGGCAGAGGAGUUCCUGUAAGAACUGCCUCUCACAGCGCCCCUAGCACCAUGAAACUCCCUCCUACACGGCGCUUGAGAGAGACAAGGAUACAUCUCAAUUUCUGUCAACUACUUCAGGCUGGAUGGAGAUUGAAUGAGUACCAAAAUCAGGGAGGGAGGGGGGUCAUACCCUAUGUAGUGAAAUGUAAAUGAAAAUGCUUUGUGAAUUUAAUUUUUUUUAAUAGUAAAAGAUGAUGAAAUCAUGAUUUAAAUUAUGCAGAAGCUGUAUUGAAAAAUAUGAAGUUAUUAAAAUGUGUAAAAAGUGUAAUUGGGGAAUUUUUUAGGUUCUGUCAUAAUGUCAAGGAAUUGUGUGAUUUCUGUGCUUUACUUGCGUGUUUGGAAAAGCUUAUUUAUUGAUCUGUAUAUAUAUAUAAAAAAAAAAAGUCAGGAAGAGUUGUACAGUUUAGUGUUAAUACUUGUAGUGUGGGGCAGAAUCUCUUAAGCUGCACAGUGCAGAUGUAAUAAAAGUUGCCACAGACAA
This is a messenger RNA of Paramormyrops kingsleyae, 1649 nucleotides long. RefSeq lists its product as uncharacterized. Lineage: Eukaryota; Metazoa; Chordata; Actinopteri; Osteoglossiformes; Mormyridae. Gene Ontology annotation, molecular function: DNA binding. The record is from RefSeq and is a predicted model, not a curated record.